GUAGCCGCUGCCGCGCGAUGGGGAAGAAGAAGCACGAGCCGCCGCCGCCCACCGGCGGCUUGGACCAGAAUGGCCUGGAGAAGCGGCUGUGCAACUGUAUCUGCCUGUGCCAGCUGGUGUCCAUCCUGUCGGGGGUGGCGCUGCUCUACCUGAGCGUCAUCGUCGUGUCGCCCAGCAAGCAGACGCUGGACGCCGAGUUCGAGUCGACGCCAGUCGUCUGCACUACGCUGGAAAACAUGCGGAACAGCACCAACUGCUCGGUGCUGUCGUGCGGUGAGUGGUGCAUAUCGAAGGGCGGCUCCACCUGCGCCAUCAUCCACGCCAAGGUGCGGCGGGAGGGCAGCGCGGUGUCAUUUCGGGACUGUGACCCGGUGCGUGCCACAUUCUGCUCGGCACAAGAGUACAACCAAACGCAGCAGUUCAUCUGCUCGGAAGGCGAGGACAAGACGGGCCAGUGCGACGCGCUAGACCGCUUCAUGGAUUGCAAGCCGAUCAAGAACAAGGCUGAUGACAUCAAGACGGAGAUGACGUCACUCUGCCGCAACAUCACCGCCAUCCGCGACUGCAGGGGCACCAAGCCGGACGGUACGCAGGAAAAGGAAAUCCACGUCUGCACGCGAUACACGUGCAACGCGCUGAACGGAAUCUACGAGUGCUCCACCGGCAACUGCAAGAAGCUGGAAAACCCCACGUGCGUGGACCGCUGCUCCAACCUGGACAUGGGCAACAUGGCCGUGGUGACGCCCGAUCUCUUCCACUGGGGCCGCUGCCGCUCCGCCUUCUCCAACGGCACGCGCAUCUGGACCGACCAACAAAAGCCGCUCUCCAUGUACUGCACGCGCAUCCGCAACGUCUCUGCCACCGAGAUGGAGGCGGAGGACUGUCUGAACGGCACACUCAUGGACGCGCCCAGCUUCCGCCAGAUCACCAACUACAAGCAGAUGCUGGGCGUGCUAGAGCGCAACGAGGAGCCGCUAUUCGAAGACCAGUCGUUCCUGCCCAGCGAGAAGACGGUGGAGAUCUUCAACCGCACCAAGGUCAUGAUCAACGUGCUGGGCUGCGUCAACACGCUGCGCAAGGAGUGCACUACCUGGCUGGCGCAUAAGGGCAGGGACGGCUCCGAGGGCAUGCAUCCGGCCGUCUACCCGUGCUUCAUCACGCCGCACGCCACCAACUACGUGAUCACGGAUUACGACCGCCAGGCGACCGUGAGCCAGCUGGUGAUGGCCUCGGCCGUGCCCAGCUGCCUCCUCCUGUUCUCCUGCUUCUGCCUCUGCCUGUGCGGCAAGACGGUCGGCGUCAACGAGUUCGGUCUGUUUUUCUGUAAGCCGUGUCACAAGCAAGAUGGCGACGGAGGUAAAGAGCCGGCGAAGCUACGCGCGCCGUGACCAAAGAAGCCCAAUCUGGACAGCCUCUGACACAGCGCCCGGCGACCAUACAGAAGUGCCAGCCCCGGGGAAGAGUCCGCCAACC
Pollicipes pollicipes is the source of this 1473-nucleotide messenger RNA. RefSeq names its product tipE homolog 3 phospholipid transfer protein (gene Teh3). The coding region runs from base 18 to 1388 and encodes 456 amino acids. Gene Ontology annotation, biological process: regulation of sodium ion transport. The record is from RefSeq and is a predicted model, not a curated record. NCBI's taxonomy places the organism in Eukaryota, Metazoa, Arthropoda, Thecostraca, Pollicipedomorpha, Pollicipedidae. The transcript has 2 exons. Gene Ontology annotation, molecular function: sodium channel regulator activity. Gene Ontology annotation, cellular component: plasma membrane.